Molecule: messenger RNA, 4015 nt
Organism: Nilaparvata lugens (brown planthopper)
Lineage: Eukaryota; Metazoa; Arthropoda; Insecta; Hemiptera; Delphacidae
Gene: Men-b
Product: NADP-dependent malic enzyme
Exons: 14
Coding region: 161-2098 (645 amino acids)
Biological process (GO): malate metabolic process; pyruvate metabolic process
Cellular component (GO): mitochondrion
Molecular function (GO): NAD binding; malate dehydrogenase (decarboxylating) (NADP+) activity; malate dehydrogenase (decarboxylating) (NAD+) activity
Source: RefSeq, a predicted model, not a curated record
AAUUUGAGGCCAAGAUCACCAGCUCCAGCUGUUUAGGGAGCUGCUGCUGCUAAACACUGUAUCCUUCGUUCCUACCUCCUUCCCAUCUCUUCGUAGUAUUUUUGGUUUCAACUAAAGGGCAACGCUUUUCAGCCAGCAUUGGUUCUAUCCAGAUAGAAUCAUGUUUACAGUUAUACCUCGGAGUGUCCACUGCGGCACUGUGAAAUGCUUGAGACAAGCCAGCCCGCUGCUCGCUUCUCUGAAGCUCAAUAUCAUUCCAGUAACCGCACUAGACCACAAAACUUACCAUGAGGUAACUGGUGAUGAGAUUUGCCCUUCAAUGGUGCGAGGUAUCGACCACAUCAAAGAUCCCAGACUCAACAAGGGUUUAGCGUUCACAUUAGAAGAACGCCAACAGCUUGGAAUUCAUGGACUCAUGCCUCCCAAAUUCAAAUCGCAAGAAGAACAGCUGGAAGUGUGUAAAUACAGUCUUCUCAAAUACCAGGAACCUUUAAAUCGAUACUUAUAUCUAGCAGAACUCCAGGAUCGUAAUGAACGACUCUUUUUCCGACUGUUGUCGGAAAAUGUAGAAUUACUGAUGCCGAUCGUCUACACUCCGACUGUGGGUCUGGCCUGUCAGAAGUUCGGUCUCAUCUACAGACGACCAAGAGGCGUGUUCCUCACAAUACACGACAAGGGCCACAUCUACGAUGUCCUCAAGAACUGGCCGGAGCCAGACGUGCGAGCGAUCUGUGUGACGGACGGAGAGCGCAUCCUCGGUCUGGGAGACCUCGGCGCCUGCGGAAUGGGCAUUCCAGUCGGCAAGCUAGCCCUCUACACCGCGCUCGCCGGCAUUAAGCCGCACCAGUGUCUUCCAAUCACUAUUGACGUUGGAACCAACAACGAAAAACUUCUUGAAGAUCCACUGUACAUUGGAUUGAGGCAAAAGCGAACGAUUGGACCUGAGUAUGAUGCUCUAAUCGAUGAAUUCAUGGAAGCAGUUGUAAAACUUUAUGGCCAGAACACUCUUAUCCAGUUUGAAGAUUUUGGCAACCACAACGCCUUCAGAUUCUUGGACAAAUACAGAGAAAAGUACUGUACCUUUAAUGACGACAUCCAGGGCACGGCUUCUGUAGCUGUCGCUGGUCUGUUCGCUGCCCGCCGCAUCACCGGCUGCCGCAUUUCAGAAAGUAAAUUCCUCUUUUUGGGAGCUGGAGAGGCUGCGAUUGGUAUUGCUGAUCUGUGUGUUCGAGCUAUGCAGACUGAAGGCACCUCUAUUCAGGAUGCAAGAGACAAGAUCUGGAUGAUGGACAUUGAUGGACUUCUAGUCAAAGAUCGUCCUGAGGGCCGUUUGGAAGAUAUUGAAAAUCCUCAUGCCUAUUCUAUAGAUGGCCCAAGAGCAUACCAAGGUCAUAAAAAGUUCUAUGCCAAGAACCAUAAAGUAAUGAAAGAUAUUUUGGAGGUAAUCAAGGAAGUCAAGCCCAGUGUUCUUAUUGGUGCAUCGGCUACUGGUGGUCUUUUCACACCUGAAAUCCUGCGAGAAAUGGCCAACAACAAUGAGAGGCCGAUCAUCUUCGCCCUCAGCAAUCCCACAGACAGAGCUGAGUGCACAGCUGAGCAAGCCUACGUCAACACUGAUGGACGUUGUGUAUUCUCCAGUGGAUCACCUUUUGGAACCGUGGAAUAUAAGGGCCGAAAAUUUAAUCCCGGUCAAGGAAACAACGCCUACAUUUUCCCUGGUGUGGCGCUGGGAGUGAUUUGCACUGGCAUUCAUCACAUCAGUGAAGAACUCUUCUUGAUCGCUGCUCAGUCUGUGGCAGAUUUCGUUGAGGACGAGGAUAUCGAGCGUGGCAGUUUGUAUCCUCCUCUAUCCAAAGUGAAAGAGUGCUCUCUCGAAAUUGCAACACGUAUUGCCCAGUAUGCUUAUGAUAAAGGCCUUGCUUCGCAUUACCCAGAGCCACAAGACAAGAAGGCAUUCAUCCAGAAGCAUAUGUUCGACUAUUUCUACGAUUGCCCCCUGCCCAAGAUGUAUUCUUGGCCAAAGCAAGUAGAACCUAAACUAAAUGUAGACAAAAUUACUGGAGAACACCUCAAAGAGGAUGUUCCUGUGAAAGCUUAAUUGCAUCGGUUAGAGAAGGGCGUGAUUCUAGUCAGUUGACAGCUGUUGAGUUGAGCUGAGCUGAGUCUUGAGUUAAGCUUGGCGCUGACCAGAAUUUGUAGGUGUAAACAUUGUUUGAAUCGUUUCACAACGAUUGCCUCACAGCUAGUGUGGAAACUGUUUUUUAAUAAAAGAGCUUGGUAACAACAGUAUUCUAAUCUUCACAGCCAUAAGAAGUUGGGCAUUUUAAUUUUGAAGCGAAACGGUGGUUCAGCCAGAUUUUUAAACUCAAACUGACUUAUUUGUACGUAAAUGACACUCAACCAAAAUUGAAUUCAAAGUUUUAUUCAAUUUUCACGAAAAAUCAAAGCAAUAGAAUUUCAAGUUAGUGAUACCACUAUUGUAAGCACUUGACUCAUGCUGAACGUCUUUUCUUUUUCCUAUUUAUUAGAGAGCGAUGGCUGUGAAGUGAAAUGUUACUUAUAUAUUUAUUUAUUUUAUGUAUUGUUGAUUGCGAAAAGUUGAAUAAUUAUCCGUUAUUAGAAUAUCAAACGGUAUGAAACUGAAAAUACAAAGAAUCUUGCUAUUGUAUCCUGUAUGAGUGCUACUUCUCGGAUUCUCAGCCCGGUGAUGAGGUUCAUUUUUCAGUAUUACUAUUGAAGGUAAACUGCUUUUUUAAUUUAUCUGCUUUAACAUUUUCGCCAUGCAGUUUUUAUCAGUAUUUUCUGUCGUCCGGACUUUCAUUCAAUUUAUUUAUUAUUCUAUUCAUAACACUAUUUCCAGUCAUUCGACCGAAAUUAAUCUGUGGUUAAUAACGAUAGUAUUUUUUUGUCAUCAUUAUCUAUUGGCAAUCGAAGCAAUAUUGUAAUUUAGUGAAUUAUUAUCAUCAUUACCUGUGUAAACAUAUUAUUACUGUACUAUGUUUUUUUUAUUAUAUAAUAGUUCGAUCUUAAUCAGCUAAUAGAUAUGCUUAUGUAAAGUAUUAUUUCAUCUUCAAAAAUAAGUGUCGGUAAUCUAACUUUAAUACAAUAGAUUUGUAUUACUUGCGACCAAUAUGCUAAGAUUAGAAAAGAUUGAGAUGUAACACUAACUGUGUUGGUGCGUUUGUGAUGUAUUAUUACCUAAAAUUAUUGUUGGAUCAUGCAAACAUGAUAUAAAUUUCUGUUUUGAAUUCUAGACUAACUAUCAAUCUACUAUUUCUGAAUAACAGAAAUAACUUUUCUCUAAUGUCAGCUGUAAUACUGGUUAUACAGUAACUUCUCUUCUUCUGCAAAUUCGAAUCUAAACUAAAACGUAAGCAGUUAUCAAAGUCGACUCAUGAAGAUUGUUUUCAGUGUCCUAUCAAACCUCAAAGCUUAUAAUCUUGAUCAGUUUAACCAAUAAUUAUUUUUUAUAAAUGGGUCGAUUUUUGUCUUAGAGAAAAGUAUUGAAUGGUUGUCCAUUGUCUUCAAUGGUUGUCUUUGAAUCAAGUUACCUAGAUUGGUAGGCAAAAUGUAUUUUUUUGUCCAUAAUAACCAUUGUCAGAUACACCUUUCACAUACUUAUGUGAAGCAAGCCCAUUGUGUUUCUAACGAUGUUUAUUAUGACAUUUUUGAAAGCUUGAGUAUAACAGUAAAUCUUGGUAGAAUUAUCGUCUAUAAUACUGUUGUAUUCCCUAUAACAUGAGUACUUUCUAACUGUAUUCAGAUACUGUGUUCAGACAUUGAAUUUCAUUCUCAAUGUCGGUAUUAGGUUAAUAAAAUCUGUAAUAUAGAUUCAAUUUUUCAUUUUUUUCAACUGAAUUUCAUGAAACUUACAAAAUAUUGGGUGAUAUUCAUUUUUGAUUUUAGCAGUCAGUAAAAACUCCAGUGAUAUUUUAGUUCCAUAAUUUUAAUUUUGUGAUUGAGUAACAGUUAUAAGAAAUAUAAAAUUUACUAUUAAAUGUUAUUCUACAAGCUA